AUGCCCCCGAAAGCAACUCGGCGUCUGCUUCACGCCCUCUCCGGCGUCACCGAUGCCGAAGAUGAAGUCCACAUCGUCCCUUCAGCGAAGUCCUUGGCACAGCAGUCGGAAGAGUACUUGGUGUGUACUGACUUUCUUCCGGAAUUGGAUCCCGACCAGCUCCGCUACUUCCAACUGGUCGAAGCGGCGGACAUCACCAAUCUGGAGGCGUUCCUCAGUUCUCACCCGCACCUAAAGAAAGACUGCGUCAAUUGUCAGGGCUACACGGCGCUUCACGUUGCGGUCCGCCGAAAGGACUUGCCGAUGGUGAAAUUCUUAGUCCAAAAUGGAGUCCAGCUCAAUGACGUGCUGCUACACGCCGUCGAAACGGGUGACGUUCCAUUAACGGAGUUCCUCGUCAAGGAAGCAAGCAAGACCGACCAGCAAUGCGAAAAACAUGGCUACCCGCAUAGUUCUACGUACACCGCCGACGUGUCACCCAUUGUACUGGCGGCACAAAUGGGCCACUGGGCGCUGAUCCACUCUUUCGUCAAACGAGAUCUCCGGGUCGAAGCUCCACACGCGGCCUCCUGCCUCUGCAAAACUUGCAUCAAGGAUAUGAGGACAGAAGGAGUGAAUGCAUCGACGCGCAACCUAAACACUUACAAGGCCAUCUGCAAUCCCCACUACAUGCUCCAGGUAUCGGGCGACCCCAUACUCGAUUCUUUCCUCUUCGCUCAGGGCAUGGCCGGGGCGUCUCUCGCCGAAGAAGAAUUCAGAAGGGAAUACGACCAGGAGAUCUCGAAGCUUCGAAAGUUCACCUGCGCCCUGCUCGACCAAUGCCGCACGAUCGAGGAGGCGCGCGUUCUCCUCGAACGACCGGCCGGACUCGAUGGCCGGGUGACACACCUGGCGUUUCCGCGCGUCAUCCUGGCCCUGCAGUUCAACGAGCGCGAGUUCGUGACGCACGGCCAUGUUCAGCAAGUGCUUCGCAUCGAGUGGGAAGGAGAGUUCAAGGCGUGGAACCGAUUGCAGUUUCGAGUCAAGCUUGUUCACUUCGCGAUCAGGUUCUUCAUAUUGCCCUUCGUAGCAAUUUGGGUCAAGCUAAUGCCGCAGUCGGUCAUGGCUAGGCACUGGUCGAGCCCCGUGAACAAGUACAUGAACCACUUCGCUGCGAGGCUCAUGUUCGUAUUCUUUGUAUAUAUGCAGAUAUGUCUCGACAAGGCGAGGACGUCCCGGGGCGCUCCUCGCACUGGCGUCGAAUGGCUUAUUGUCAUCUGGGUAAUGGAUUCAUCGUCGAAGAGACCGUACACUGUUAUACCAUCGGCGCAAAGCGAUACUUCAGCAGCAUGUGGCACUGGUACGACAUAA
Rhipicephalus microplus (southern cattle tick) is the source of this 1350-nucleotide messenger RNA. RefSeq names its product short transient receptor potential channel 4-like. The record is from RefSeq and is a predicted model, not a curated record. Lineage: Eukaryota; Metazoa; Arthropoda; Arachnida; Ixodida; Ixodidae.